Dovyalis caffra is the source of this 1524-nucleotide messenger RNA. NCBI's taxonomy places the organism in Eukaryota, Viridiplantae, Streptophyta, Magnoliopsida, Malpighiales, Salicaceae. The record is from the annotation of a GenBank genome assembly.
AUGGCAACGAUACGAUCGAGUUUGCCGUCGAGACUACGGCAGCUUUUGUCCGGAGAAAGCAUCAUCGGUCCCUCUGUAAAAUUAGACUCGGAAACUCCUCCUAAAAUUAAAGCAUUCAUUGACAAGGUGAUUCAGAGUCCAUUGCAAGACAUAGCCAUACCCCUUUCUGGCUUUCGUUGGGAGUACAGUAAGGGGAAUUUUCAUCAUUGGAGGCCACUGUUUCUGCAUUUUGAUACAUACUUCAAGACAUACUUGUCUGGUAGGAAUGACCUUUCAUUGUCAGAUAAUAUUUCAGAAGACGAUGGUCCAUUCCCAAAGCAUGCCGUUCUUCAAAUUUUAAGAGUGAUGCAAAUAAUUCUAGAGAAUUGCCAUAACAAGAGUUCAUUUGAUGGUUUAGAGCAUUUCAAGCUCCUUUUAGCUUCCACAGAUCCAGAGGUUCUUAUAGCUACAUUGGAGACUCUUUCAGCACUAGUGAAAAUCAAUCCGUCCAAGCUUCAUGGAAGUGGGAAGUUGAUUGGAUGUGGCUCGGUAAACAGCUAUCUCCUGUCGCUAGCACAGGGCUGGGGGAGCAAGGAGGAAGGCUUGGGCUUAUAUUCAUGUGUUAUGGCAAAUGAAAGGACUCAGGAAGAAGGGCUUUGUUUGUUCCCGUCUGAUGAAGGAAAUGACCAGGACAAGUCUCAACACCGAAUUGGCUCCACCCUUUAUUUCGAAUUGCAUGGUCUGAGUUGCCAUAAUUCUAUGGAAAACAGUAGUAAUACUACUUCUAGUUCGAGAGUCAUUCACACACCAGAUCUGCAUUUACGAAAAGAAGAUGAUCUGUUAUUGAUGAAACAGUACAUAGAGCAGUAUAAUGUACCUCCUGACCUUCGAUUCUCAUUGCUAACCAGAAUCAGAUAUGCUCGGGCAUUUCGUUCUCCUAGAGUGUGCAGGCUGUUCAGCAGGAUUUGCCUCCUUGCGUUCAAUGUGCUAGUGCAGUCUGGUGAUGCAAAUGAUGAACUGACAUCCUUUUUCGCUAAUGAACCUGAGUAUACAAAUGAGUUGAUUAGGAUUGUGCGAUCAGAAGAAACUAUUCCUGGAACCAUCAGAACUCUGGCAAUGCUGGCCUUAGGUGCUCAGUUAGCUGCUUAUACAGCAUCUCAUGAGCGGGCACGGAUUUUGAGUGGAUCUAGCAUCAGUUUUGCUGUGGGAAACCGCAUGAUUCUCCUGAAUGUGCUUCAGAGAGCUGUUUUGUCGCUGAAAAACUCCAACGAUCCAUCCUCUCUUGCCUUUGUUGAAGCACUUCUUCAGUUCUAUUUGCUCCAUAUUGUGUCAUCCUCAGCUUCAGGGAGCAAUGUUAGGGGGUCUGGAAUGGUUCCCACUUUUUUACCACUUUUGGAGGACUCAGAUACCAAUCAUAUGCACCUUGUCUAUUUGGCUGUGAAAGCCCUACAAAAGCUCAUGGAUUACAGCAGUUCAGCUGUGUCGCUGCUUAGAGAAUCAGGGGGUAGAGCUUUUGGCUCAGAGGUUACAGAUAGAAGUACAUAG